Drosophila navojoa is the source of this 553-nucleotide messenger RNA. RefSeq lists its product as uncharacterized. The record is from RefSeq and is a predicted model, not a curated record. Lineage: Eukaryota; Metazoa; Arthropoda; Insecta; Diptera; Drosophilidae.
AUUAGUUGCUUGGCGGAUGCUGUAGAGCACAGAUGACUCUGGCAUGGCAGUCCAGCAAUUUGUGGUGCUCUUUCUGGUGCUCGUUUCGACGAGCUGUGCUCAAUAUCUACACAAGCUUACGAGUCUGAGACGCUUCUCGUGCAGUCGAGAUGCUCGGGAACAGCCACUUAAUCUAACUGCUAUGUCGGGCUAUUGGUAUGAGGCAGCUCGCAUACCUAACAUGGAUAUUAUGAAGUGCCUGAAUGUUUCGGUGCCGCCAACUGCAGAUGGAAAACUCAAGCUGAGGCUGGAGUACAUUAGCACAAUCCAUGGCGAAAUUCAUGCUGUCAAGGAAACGGUUUCAUUUCCAUGGAAUAAUUUCACCAAGACCAGCAUAUUUCAGUUGCAUUAUAAAACUGUCAAAAUGAACGUCACAGUCACCUAUAAGGUUGUCUAUAGCGAUCCUCAACUGAUGACCGUACUCUGCGGCUACUCGAGCAUCUCGCCUUUUCCGCUCUUCAAACUGUUGACGCGUCAGCGAAGGUUAGAUCAAAAUAUUGCCAAUAUUGUCUAG